ACUAAGAAUGAUAAUUUACUUCUAUUACAAGCUAAGAAUCCUAGAUAUCUCAGUCGCUCACUUUUGCAGUUGAUUCCCUUUACGAUUAGCGUGCUACAAUCGUAUCAAGUCACAUUCACACACUCUUGUUUAUUUUGUUCAAAAAAUGAAGAAGAACAAAAUAGUAAACCGAAAAUAAUGCUAUUUGAAAUAUAAAUGCGACCGUAUUGAUGCGGGCCAAAUACAAAUCCGGUUAAACCAGUUAAAGCGAAAUUGGAAAGUAAUAGGAAGUGAUUAAGGUAAAUUAAUUAAGUAGUAUUAAUUAGCGUAACAUUAGCUGGGGGAUUAGACGACUUUGCCACCGUUGUUAAUACCUUCCUUGCCUUCUUUCUUUCGUUACCAUUUGCGUGAUCCCUAUCUUCUUUAUCUUCGCCCUCCGGAUUCUUCAAUAUUACUAAAUCUGCCAUCAUCUCCUCGAUUUCGAUGACGAUAGAGCCGACGCAAUCGCCGUCUUCGGAGCCGGAGGUUCACUCUGGAGAGGACUUCGUUCACAUCGAUGACCCUAGGCCUACCGGCGAUAUCUCUUUAAGCGACAGCAUAGUUAAUGUGGAGAAGGAUGAACUGCUCGACGAAGCGGCGGAGGAAGAAUUUAGAGGCUCCGAUUCUGUGUUUAGCGGCGGCGAUGGCGGUGGAGCGGAUGAUGAUGGCGGCGAGUGUUCAUCGGAGGCUACUAAAGUGGAGCUACCGGAGGAAUUGGCGAAAAGUGUUGUGAUUCUGACGUGCGAGUCAACAGCGGAUGGUGGAUCUUGCGAUGUGUACUUGGUUGGUACUGCUCAUGUAUCAAAGCAAUCCUGUCUUGAAGUUGAAGCAAUAAUCAGCAUCUUGAAACCAGAGGUUGUCUUCGUUGAAUUGUGUUCGAGCCGAUUGUCUGUUCUCAAACCUCAAACAUUGAAGAUUCCAACCAUGUCGGACAUGAUAGAAAGUUGGAAGCAGAAACAGAACACAUUCGGAAUACUUUAUGGAUGGUUUCUUGCAAAGAUCGCCAGUCAUCUUGAGGUUUUUCCUGGUGCUGAGUUUCGUGUGGCGUAUGAAGAGGCGAUUAAAUAUGGCGGCAAGGUGAUACUUGGUGAUCGUCCUGUACAGAUUACGUUAAAGAGAACAUGGGCCAAGAUGCCUCUAUGGCACAAGGUUAAGUUUUUAUACUCCAUACUGUUUCAAGCUGUCUUCUUGCCGGGCGCUGAGGAACUCGAGAAAAUGCUGAAAGAUAUGGACAAUGUGGAUAUGGUGACUUUGGUGAUUCAAGAAAUGAGCAAGGAAUUUCCAACUCUCAUGGAUACAAUUGUGCAUGAGCGAGACCAGUACAUGGCAUCCUCUUUGCUGAGAGUUGCAAGUGACCAUAGUUCGGUUGUAGCAGUUAUCGGAAAAGGACAUAUUAAUGGAAUCAAGAAGAAUUGGAAGCAACCUAUUACGAUGAAUGAUCUAAUGGAGAUACCAAGCGACAAGUCAGUGUUUACGUUAAAGAGAAUAAUAUCAUCAGUGGCAGUUGCAGUUGCAGGGACAGCUAUAGUUUCGGGUAUACUUCUUUCAAGAAGAAAGUGAAAAAGGAUUGUAAUUGGGGCAGAGUUUUUCUCUUCUUUCUCCUGAGCCAUACGAAGGAAUGAUACAAACUCAAAUAACUUUUACACUCGUUUACUCUUUCUUUUUUUUCUUUUUUUUCACUUCUGUACGUUUAUUGAUGAAAAUAAUAAAGCUUUUUUUUUGGUC
Messenger RNA from Arabidopsis thaliana (thale cress), 1743 nucleotides. Its product is annotated as TraB family protein. The record is from RefSeq and is marked reviewed. The transcript is spliced from 9 exons. Lineage: Eukaryota; Viridiplantae; Streptophyta; Magnoliopsida; Brassicales; Brassicaceae. Bases 463 to 1578 code for a protein of 371 amino acids.